GAGGAGAUGGACCUGAAGGUGCUGCAGUUCCGCAACAAGCGCCUGGCCGAGCGCCUCGAGCAGCGCCAGGCCGUGGAGGACGAGCUCAGGGAGCGCAUCGAGCGCCUCGAGGAGCGCCAGGCCACCGACGACGCCACCCUGCUGCUCGUCAACCGCUCCUGGGCGCAGGUACGGACCCAUAGGAGCCAUAGGGAGCGCAUCGAGCGCCUCGAGGAGCGCCAGGCCACCGACGACGCCACCCUGCUGCUCGUCAACCGCUCCUGGGCGCAGAGACCCAUAGGGAGCCAUAGGGAGCGCAUCGAGCGCCUCGAGGAGCGCCAGGCCACCAACGACGCCACCCUGCUGCUCGUCAACCGCUCCUGGGCGCAGCUCGAGGCCGAGGUCCAGGCCCUGCUCCGCCGCUGCGAGGGGGUGGGGGGAGGGGCGCCCCCCCCGUGCCCCUCCCCCGCCGACCCCCCCGAGCCCCACCCCGAGGGGUCCGAACCCCCCCCCGGCGAGGGGGAGGGGCCUGAAAGGAGGGCCUCCUUCCUGUUGGCGCUGAGCAGCCGCCAGGGGGCGGGGCCUCCUGCGUCAGCGUCGGGGGCGGGGCCGCCUCAAGGGGAGGGGCUUCGGGCGGCGCUGGCGCGCCUCGUGCACGUGCUGGCCCGCGCCCAGGAGCGCGCGCGCGCCGCUGGGGGGCGCCUGGCGGGAAACGCUGAGCUGCCAGAGCCAGGCCGGGCGCUGCUGCGGGAGCUGCUGCGGGAGCACCGGAGGCUGCAGGACCUGACCCUGCAGCUGCAGGAGAAGCAUCACCGGGAGUCCCUGGAGCUGGCUGAGCUCCAGGACAAGGCCACGUCGGCCGAGACCAAGGUGCUGGAGAUGGGGACGACGCUGGAGGGGCUGCAGUGGGACAGCGCCAAGCUACGCAAGCGUGAGGGCCGCCUCGACCGACGCCUGGCCGAGGCCCUGGAGCAGCUGACCUCCGGCUCCUACGGCUCUGCCAGCUCCGGAGGCUUCCAGGGGGGACAAAUCACCCUCAGCAUGCAAAAGUUUGAGAUGCUGAACGCGGAGCUGGAGGGGAACCAGGAGCUGGCCAACAGCCGCAUGGCCGAGCUGGAGAAGCUGCAGCAGGAGCUGCAGCAGGCCGUGAGGGGGCACGAGCGCCUCAAGGUGGCGCUGCGCUCGCUGCCCGAGGAGGCCGUCAAGGAGACGUUGGAGUACAAGGUGCUCCAGUCCCAGUUCUCGCUGCUCUACCACGAGAGCCUGCAGGUGAAGACCCAGCUGGACGAGGCCCGCGCUCUCCUCCUCACCACCAAGAACAGCCACCUCCGCCACAUCGAGCACAUGGAGAGCGACGAGCUGGGGGUGCAGAAGCGCCUACGCACCGAGGUCAUCCAAUUGGAGGACACCCUGGCCCAGGUGCGCAAGGAGUACGAGAUGCUGCGCAUCGAGUUCGAGCAGAACCUGGCCGCCAACGAGCAGGCUGGCCCCAUCAAUAGGGAGAUGCGCCACCUCAUCAGCAGCCUCCAGAACCACAACCACCAGCUCAAGGGCGACGUCCAGCGCUACAAGAGGAAGCUGCGGGAGGUGCAGGCCGAGAUCAACAAGCUCCGCCUUCAGGCCACCGGCGCCCCUCCCCCUUCCCCCAUCGCCCCUCCCCCUCCUCCCCCGCCCACCCCUCCCCCCACCCCCACCCCCUCCACCCCUUCUUCCCAGGACGAGCCCCCCCCCACCUCCGCCCCUCCCCCCGCCUCGGGGGCUGCUGCUGCCCCCGCCCCUCCCCCCCUUCCGGGCCCCGCCCCUUUGAAGGAGGAGGACGGAGGGGGCGUGGCCCCGGAGCCCAAGCGGGAGGAGGCGGCGGCCCCGCCCCCUCGGCGGGGUGGGGGGGAACCCCCCCUGCCCCCUCCCCCCCCCGUUCCCAUCCUCCCCGGGCCCCUCCCCCCUCCUCCCCCCUCCUCCUCCCAAUCCCGGCCCGGAGCUUCCCGGGAGAGGCCGAGGGCCAAGGGGGGAGGGGGAGGGGCGGGGGGAGGGGGAGGCCCCGCCCCCACCCCCGAGGAGGCCAAGAAGAAGGAUUCGGAGCUGCUCAAGCAACUGCGGGGGGAGCUCAAGAAGGCGCAGGAGAGCCAGAAGGAGAUGAAGCUGCUCCUGGACAUGUACAAGUCAGCGCCCAAGGAGCAGAGGGACAAAGUGCAGCUGAUGGCGGCCGAGAGGAAGAGCAAGGCCGAGGCGGAGGAGCUGCGGGCGCGGGCGCGGGAGCUGGAGGAGCGCGAGCGGCGCGAGAGCAAGAAGCUGGCGGACGAGGAGGCGCUGAGGCGGCUGCGGGCGGGCGAGGAGCACAUCGAGCUGCUGCAGCGCCGCCUGGCGGCCACCAAGCAGGAGGAGGAGGCGCUGCUGUCGGAGAUGGACGUGACGGGCCAGGCCUUCGAGGACAUGCAGGAGCAGAACCUGCGGCUCCUGCAGCAGCUGCGCGAGAAGGACGACGCCAACUUCAAGCUCAUGUCGGAGCGCAUCAAGGCCAACCAGAUCCACAAGCUCCUGCGCGAGGAGAAGGACGAGCUGGGCGAGCAGGUCCUGGCCCUCAAGGCGCAGGUGGACGCGCAGCUGCUGCUGGUGCAGAAGCUGGAGGAGAAGGAACGAGCGCUGCAGAGCAGCCUGGGAGGCGUGGAGAGGGAGCUGGCGGUGCGGUGCCAGGGCCUGGAGCUGCACAAGAGGAAGGCGGUGGAGGCGGCGCAGUUGGCCGAGGACCUGCGGGCGCAGGGGGAGCACGUCCAGGCCCGGCUGCGGGAGCUGCAGAGCUGCGCCGCCGAGAACAGGGCUGCCAAGGAGAAGGAGUCCCUGAGCCUCAAGAGGGCCCAGGAGGAGCUCUCCCGCCUGCGCCGGAAGCUGGAGAAGCAGCGCAAGGUCGAGGUUUACGCCGACGCCGACCAAAUCCUGCAGGAAGAGAUCAAGGAAUAUCGGGCCCGCCUCACCUGCCCCUGCUGCAACGCCCGCAAGAAGGACGCCGUCCUCACCAAGUGCUUCCACGUCUUCUGCUUCGAGUGCGUGCGGAGCCGCUACGAGACCCGGCAGCGCAAGUGCCCCAAGUGCAACGCGGCCUUCGGGGCCCACGACUUCCACCGCGUCUACAUCAGCUGAGCCCCACGGCCACCCAUA
This is a messenger RNA of Pezoporus occidentalis (night parrot), 3132 nucleotides long. RefSeq names its product ring finger protein 40 (gene RNF40). The transcript has 21 exons. The annotation marks the transcript as partial. Lineage: Eukaryota; Metazoa; Chordata; Aves; Psittaciformes; Psittacidae. Gene Ontology annotation, cellular component: nucleus; HULC complex. The record is from RefSeq and is a predicted model, not a curated record. Gene Ontology annotation, molecular function: ubiquitin protein ligase activity; metal ion binding.